CCACUUUGUUAUGCAAGUCAAUAAAAUCGUGGCCUAGUAACACAUCAGCACAUAGAGUACGCAGAACGAAAAGCCGAACGUCAUUGCAUACUACGUUUUGGUAACGAAUUCGAACAUUGCAAUAUCCAGUAACGGCGCACAACAGAGAGGUGGAACCCAUAGUGAUUUCGGAGCCACAAAGAUAGAUUUUCCAUUGGUGGGUGUAAACGACGCAUUGAGACACAACUAUCAGAAGUGCCGAUAUUAAUUGAGGUGUCAAUUCACUAAUCUCUCCAACUUGACCUUUGGUCGCACAGCUGCUGGCUUGCAAGCAUUUCUCGCGAUGCAAGCGGUUCCCGAACGUGUUCAUUCCGAUCAAAAUAAAGAGCGUGCGCAUCGCAGGAAGAAGCGCCGUGAUGAUGCAAAUUUAGAACCACCGAGUGAUCCUCCUAAUCGCGGUUCUCGCCAACGUAAUGAGUCGCAACAUUACAACCGUGAAAAUCGGGAUUACUUCAGGAAUAAGUCGUACGAUGAAUACGAUGAAGAGUAUAUCCCCCAAAAUACAGAGCAUCUCGAUGAUUCUUUCGUCCCCGCUUCUCAUGCUAGACGCUCCGGUGACAAUCGACACAGAAGGUCCAGUAAGCCCAAGCCUCCAAUUGAAGAAAACGAUUAUGUCAAUGCCCCUUUUGAAUCUGAUUUAGAUCAAUCUGAGCAGUAUCAUGAUCGCGAAUACGGGCGUGCGGAAGACAAUGGUGUUGACGAAGCGUUACGUGAGCAAGAUGAGAGUUUUCAAUCAGAUUAUCCUCAGCGCCGCGCCUCCCGAUCGCACCCUUCACGAACACAUCAGGCAUCGCGAGAUGGCACUUUCCUACCCAUUAACGAGCGAGAACCUUCCGUCCUUACAGUUUCUGACUACGGGCGCGAAUCCGCCAUUAGCGCCACUCCUCAUGCUCUCGGUGGGAACGAACGGGAAUUCUGGAACCCCGAACCGGAGCUAGAUGGUACGGUCCCGUCGAAUCCGCCACUGUUGCAGCACGCAACAGGGUUGCAGAAGUUCUUGGCCUCGUUUCGUCGAUUUAAGAGAGCGAAACAAUCUUCAAACGCGGCCGCUUUAUCAGAACCUAACGUUACUGAUCCCAGCUCGACGCUUGCCCGUGUUAUCAUGUUGGAUGGAGAGGAAUUGUCCUAUCAACUGGGUCACAACGAAACCGGUCAGUCUUUGUUGGCUAAAGUUUGUCAGACAGCAGACAUUGUGGAGACGGAUUACUUCGGUUUGACCUAUGUAAGCAACAAGCUACGUACGUGGUUCUGGCUUGACGCUGACAGAAAAAUUUCCAAACAGUUACGAACCCCCAGUAUGCAUACCCUGAACAGAGCACAUCCCCGUGACAUGACUCUGGGUAGAGCACAAACGUCGGAUAACGUGGGUCCCCGGCGUCUUACUCCAAGUCAGCAGCCGUUCUCCAGCGCGAGACAUACUGGUCCCGCAAGUCAGUUGAAUGGUACGAUGCCAGACAUUGUCCGUCAGUCGGACUCGCAGUCCCAAUUGAGCCGACACAGCAAUGGGGUCGUGGAACAUAGCUUAUCGUAUGGAUCUCCUCGACACAGUUACACAACCGGUUCUCAGUCUCAUGAUUACAUCAACCAACGGAGGGGUCCCGCAGAUUUGUCCGCUGAUCCGUCAGUUUUGACUGCAUCAUCUCUAGCAAGCGGACACAGUGGACACUAUAGUCAAAGCGAAACAAGUCAGAGGAAGGCACGAACUGCUACUCAGCGUCGACCAAACUCUCCUCCUUCUCAUUCGACCGCACGGCCUUCUGCAUCACGUACACACACUGGGGAGAUUAGUCGACAAACCAGAGAAACCCAUGCAGCCAAUCGCAAACCACCCACUGGUGGAGUGCCCGUUCUGGGCGGAGUCAUGAUCACAGAGUCAGUUUUGGCUCGACACAAACGACCAAGCAUCGACAGUUCGGGCCCAACAACCACCACCAAAAUGGGACAUCACAGAGAAGUUGAGCCAUAUCCGGAAGAAGAUGAAAAUGAUUGGGACUAUCCUGUGGAGUACGAUGACGACGAAUUGGAACAACCUGAGUAUCCGCAGGCGAAUGCACCACUUCACCAUCGGCCUCAGUCACGUGGGUCUUUCCAUCAAUCCUUCGACGAUGAUUAUGAUCGGGGAAGUAAUCGGGACGCUUUCCUGUCAAGUCAUACGCCCAGAGGAAGAUCAGAAAAUGUGGAACUGAUGCUGUGAAUUAUCAAUCCGGUUGCCUUACAUAUAUAUAAGACUCCCAAUCGUUUCACUUUUCUACGGUUCUGUUAUACGUACCGCAUUUUAUCAUUCUGCUUUUUCUCUGUAAUCCAAGUUCUUUUUUACCGUCUUCGUUGUUUCACGCGCUGUGGUAUUUUGAUUCCUUUUUUUCUUUCUUUUACGAAUUGUGACCACGCCCAACAUAACAUAUCCAGCUUUGGAUCGAUGACCUACCUGUUUUACACAUUAUGAUUUAUUUUCAGUGCUCGUUCUAUUUUCACAUAUAUUUCUAUAGUAGAACGCUUCAAUUACUCCUAUUACAAUCGCAACCACACCGUCUUGUGGGCUUGCCUUAGAGCGAUUUA
Messenger RNA from Dicrocoelium dendriticum, 2595 nucleotides. The record is from the annotation of a GenBank genome assembly. Lineage: Eukaryota; Metazoa; Platyhelminthes; Trematoda; Plagiorchiida; Dicrocoeliidae.